AUGUCCCUUAAACGGCUCGCCGUCAUAUCGGCCGUCGGUUCGCACAACAGCUUCAACAAUCAGACCAUCUCGUACAUCAGCUCGUACAGUGGCGCGAGCGGUACCAGUGUGGAGCAGAACAUUAUCGUCGGACACGCCGGUUCCGGGACCGUACGUACCACCGGUGGGCACCACCAGGGAUUGCAGACAAUGCGACCGGGGGCGAAUCUGCACGGCAAUGUGAACAUUAUGCUCGGCGGGGCCAUGCUGUCCGUGGUCAUCACGGUAGUGUGCUUCGUCUGCUACUGCUGCCAUCGAAAUAUUAAAAAGCGCUCCAACUCCAUCUACCGCCAGCAGUGGCUCGAAACGGAGGCAAACAUGGAAAUCUACAGCGUGGAACAGUGCUACGAUCCACCACCCUCCGGGACGGGUGGAUUCUUUAUGGAUGGUAGUAGCACUACCGGCGACUAUCAGUCGCUACCGAUGGUGACCAGCGCUAUAAAUCAUACGAACCACCAUCCACAGUAUCCCUACCAUCAUCAACAUUAUCAUCAACAGCAGCAGCAGCAGCAACAUCAUUACCAGUACACACCGUACCCGAAUGGGCCACCACCGUCUUACGAUACCGUCGUCGCACAGGACGAACUGCUGGCAAGCGUUUCACGCCGCAAGCGCACCCACACGCCCGGGUCCGACACACGACGGUCAACUGCAGGCCCGUCGUCUCACAGCUGCUCGGACCUCGAAUCGCCUGACUGCGAUAAACAAUCGGGCUGCCCGGAAUCCAUCACUCCGCUCCUGCCCAAGACGUCGACCAGAUCCCAAAGGAGAUGUGGCGUAUCGGCGUCAAAUGAACGCACUUACAGUGAUGAUCCUGCCGAUGAACCGCUCUGCAGAAGCGUCCAACAGCCCGGCUGGUACGAUACCCAUCGGGAAGGUGCGGUGGAAACGUACGACGGCGAGACAAGCUGCAGCUGUCCCACAAUGGCCAACGGUAGCUCCAUUAGCCGUACCGGUGACGGUGGUACCAUUGGACAAGCAGUACCGCCAAUUUACUGUCGUAAUUGUGGUUACUUUGUGGAGGGUUCCAGGGAUUCACCAACCUCACCGGUUCGGACCCCCGGCCGACUGUCCAACACCUACCCGUCCACACACCGUCCACCGACGGGGCCGAUCGAACUGACGCGUAACGAGACACUCCUAGUCGAUUAUGAGACUAUAAGCGCCGAGACAACGCCGGACCGCUGCAGCGAUGGGCACGACGACGUCAAUCGCAACAAUACCAUCGACGACACCGCCACUAGCGUUGACAUUGACAUGCUGACAAUGCAGAUGAUGGCAUCCGCUUUACCGACCGGCGGCCCCACCGGACAGCUGGAUACCAUGAAUAACAACAUCCACAACACGGCUAAUGAAACCAAAAACUUGCGUUACUCGAUCGGUGUUGUUGCACCCGAUUCGUCAAGCAGCUCCACAUCAUUAAAUGGAGAAGACGGAUCGGUACGCACGGUUACUGCCAGCCCGAAUGCAAACAGUGAAAAUAAUAACAUCAUUACCGAUUCAUCGGCGGCGAUAAGCGCAACGGAUCUCCGGGCGACACCCGCGACCACCGGUGACAUCAUUCAUCAGUGUCCAAACACGUCAUCCAAUCAGUGUUGCAAUCACAGCGACAGUAACGUGCAGCCGGCCGGCGGUGAGGACCCGGCCCCAUCGGUGGAAGAUCACACGAACGGUAACGACAGUUUGGCGGUGGCAACUACACGAAACGGUUGCGCCGAAACAGAACCAUCCGGUAUCAGAAGUUUGCUGAACGAGAACGGUCUGGUGCGAUUAGAUAUGAGUCAAAUCAUCGAUAAUACUGGUCUACCGACGUACGAAGCGGCCUUAAAGCUGGAGUCGAGCGGGUACGUGUGA
Messenger RNA from Anopheles marshallii, 1893 nucleotides. RefSeq lists its product as uncharacterized. Lineage: Eukaryota; Metazoa; Arthropoda; Insecta; Diptera; Culicidae. The transcript has 3 exons. The record is from RefSeq and is a predicted model, not a curated record. Bases 1 to 1893 code for a protein of 630 amino acids.